Messenger RNA from Pestalotiopsis fici W106-1, 2538 nucleotides. RefSeq lists its product as uncharacterized. The transcript is spliced from 3 exons. Bases 1 to 2538 code for a protein of 845 amino acids. Gene Ontology annotation, cellular component: cytoplasm. Lineage: Eukaryota; Fungi; Ascomycota; Sordariomycetes; Amphisphaeriales; Sporocadaceae. Gene Ontology annotation, biological process: regulation of MAPK cascade; protein phosphorylation; intracellular signal transduction. Gene Ontology annotation, molecular function: protein serine/threonine kinase activity; ATP binding. The record is from RefSeq and is a predicted model, not a curated record.
AUGGCGAACAAUGGCAGUGCUUACAACGCUGGUCAGUUUAUGAACCCUGGCCCGGCACCUCGUCCGCCCACCGACCGACCGCGCCUCAACAUCACCCCCAACACCAACUUGCCCGGCAGCAUGGCGAACAUGACCAUAUCGCCAGUUCCUCGGACAGCUACCUCAACGUACACGGGCUCGACCAUCUCGUUACCGCUGGCACGUGAGCGCUCCAACAAUGACGGUAUGGGCGGUGUCGCUGUCAUCAAGGAGGGGUGGGCCACCGUUAAGGAGAGCCGCAACUUCAUUCAGCCCUGGAAACAGAAGUUCCUCAUUCUUCGCAAGGAAGCGCUAGACUUCCACAAGACCGAGGGCGGUAAGGUUUCGUACACAUUGUAUCUAAAGGAUGUUGUGGGAGUGGGCAGAGUCGAGGCUGCCGGUACCAUCUUUGAAAUCAAGAGACAAACCGGCACCCAGUCGAAUAGCCCCGGCGACGACGAUAAUGGCAUACGGACGUUGCAGAUCAGAACCAAGACUGAUGAUGAUCUAUACGACUGGAUCGAUAUGUUAUACGGCCGAUGCCCUACCAUGGGUGGCGUGAGCAACCCGACCAACUUCUCACAUGCGGUGCAUGUCGGUUUCGAUCCGUCUACUGGCCAGUUCGUUGGCUUGCCCCCAGAGUGGUCCAAGUUGCUCAACUCGUCAGCUAUCACCAAGGAAGACUAUGAGCGCAAUCCCCAAGCAGUCUUUGAGGUUCUGGACUUCUACUCCGAUCUUACUAAGAGAGCAGAGAACCCCCAGCAGUACUCGAGCCUGACACCAACGCCUCCGGCCGGCGGCCAGGGCAACAAGCAGCUCGGCUAUGGUGUAGGAACAUCCGUGGCCCCGCCCAGGCCAGCUCCCCCAACUCCAGCACAGCGUAACAACAGCUAUGGCCCUGGCCAACCAAACCAGGCCAUGUCCAAUGCCAGCCGCCCUGGCACAGGCGAAACCUCACAGCAGAGGCAGCAGAUGCAGGCCAUGGCCUCCAACUAUGUGUCGCCCGAGGCCCAGCGCGAGCAGCAGAGGCAGAAGCAGCUCGAGAUGCAAAGGCAGAGGGAGAUGGAAGAUCAGAGAAGAGAGCUGGAGGAAUACAAUGCUUCUCUGCCCAAGACCAAGGUUCCGCUCGCGCAGCAGGAAAUUGGCGGGGGUUACGGCGGUGCCUCGCCCGAUCGUUACAACCCGACCCGUGCUGCGCCGCCGGCCCCGGGCUCUGCAUCCCAGCAAGCAGCCCGGCUCCAGGCCCAACGGCCGGCUCCUCCUGCUCCCGGAUCUGCCCAGCGACCACCUAUUGCGACACAGCAGAGUUCCUCCUCGGUUCAGCAGCGCCAGGCACCCCCGAGACCCGAGAACCCCAAUGCUCAGCGGUAUCCCAAUGGCACCAAUGGCUCAUCCCAGCCACGUACAAACGGCCAGUCACAAGCUCAAAGCCAAGCUUCUCGAUUGCCUGCACCUGUCAAGCCUCUCAAUGUGCCUGCAAAGCCUCAGCCUCAACCGAGCGAUGGUGUAAAGGCUGCCGAGGCGGCCUUGACCGCCAAGCCAACGGCAGCAGAGCGCAAGCAAGACGUUCGCAUGUCCACCAUGUCGGAGAAGGAAGUCAUGGCAAAACUUAUCGAGGCUGUCUCCAAGGACGACCCCAACUUGUCCUACUCCAAGCAGAAGAAGAUUGGUCAGGGUGCUUCCGGUUCCGUCUACGUCGCAAAGGUCAAGGAGACGGCCGUCUCUGCAGUGGCUCGUGAGGUGCUGCGUUCGCAAGGACCUAGAGCACAGGUCGCUAUCAAGCAGAUGGAUCUGGCUCACCAACCCCGUAAGGAGCUCAUUGUUAACGAGAUUAUGGUCAUGAAGGACAGCAAACACCGCAACAUUGUCAACUUCCUGGAUGCAUUCCUGCGAAACAACAACGCCGAGCUUUGGGUGGUUAUGGAGUAUAUGGAGGGUGGUGCCUUGACUGAUGUCAUUGACAACAACCCGGUCAUUACGGAAGAGCAAAUUUCUACCAUUUGUCUCGAGACUUGUGCCGGUCUGCAACAUCUUCACUCUCAACAGAUCAUCCAUCGUGAUAUCAAGAGUGAUAACGUCCUGCUGGAUGCUCGUGGCAGCGUCAAGAUUACUGAUUUUGGUUUCUGCGCCAAGCUUACUGAGACCAAGUCUAAGCGUGCAACCAUGGUUGGAACACCGUACUGGAUGGCUCCCGAGGUGGUUAAGCAGAAGGAGUAUGGCCCCAAGGUCGAUAUCUGGUCUCUUGGUAUCAUGGCUAUUGAGAUGAUCGAAUCGGAGCCCCCAUAUCUGAACGAGGAGCCAUUGAAGGCCUUGUACCUCAUCGCUACUAACGGAACACCACGACUCAAGAAGCCGGAGAAGCUGAGCAAGGAGCUCAAGGCUUUCCUCUCUGUUUGUCUGUGUGUCGACGUCAAGAGCCGUGCCUCGUCAGAUGAGCUUUUGCAGCAUGACUUCCUCAAGCAUGGCUGCCCGAUUCCCAGCCUCUCGGAGCUGUUGGCCUUCCGCAGAAGCGCCAAAUAG